AUGCCUCCACAACCACCUGCUCUGGACCCACAAAUGGCAGUGCAGAUGGUGCAGGCGCAGUCGCAGCAGAUUAGCCAGUUGGUUGGUUUGGUGCAGACGUUGGGAGAGAUGCAAGCAGCGGCUUUGACACGAGCUGCUGAGACAAGCAGCGGAAUGGCAGCAGCAGCGUCCUCAACGGGCCCAGAGCCUAUGGAAGUGGACAAGGACACUGGUGGAGUCAGACACUCCAAAGCAGAGAGCUACAUUCCCAAGAUCCCUAUGCUUGAGUAUCAGAAGAUGACGACUCGAACUUCAGAGAUCAGUUUUUGGUCGCAGUACGUUGAGGGAGUCAUGUCUUGGUUGUCUUUGCUUGACGACUUUUACCCCACUGAGUUGUACCGAGCGAUGAUCACCCCCACCGAGAUUCAACAGAGCAGUUUGGAGAAGGGACCUGCGGCGAGGUCUGCGAGAUUUCUUCACUUGCUGCGUCAGUCUUUGGGUGAUUUCCAACGAGCUUUAGACAUCGUUCGACAAGCGGAACAGUCACAGCUUGGAGCAGCAUGUGGGUACGAAGCCUUUCGGAGACUGAACACGGAGUUUGGAGUUCAGUCGAGAAUUGAAGCAACAUCUCUUCGUGAAGCUGUUUUGCAAUUUCGCCCAGGGAAACAUGUGGUGCGGCCCUUGGACGUCUACAGAGCAGUAGAGUCCGAGCUCUUGAAGGCGGAUAGAAAUCUUAGUGGCUACAGCAGUCUUCGUUUGACAGAACCUGAGAAGAUGAUGCUUCACUUGAAGUGCAUGCCCGAGUCCUGCAAGCAUUACGUUUUGUUGCAUGGAAAGAGCGACACGCUGAAUGAGAUCCUGGAGAGCAUCAAGUUUUACGACUCUCAUCUGCGUGUGAUCGAGCAUGACAAGGAAGGCCACAAGCAUUCGUCGAGGAGCGCUUGGACUGAAGAGUUGAUUGCAGCUUUCAACAAGGGCAAAGGCAAGAAGGGCAAAGGGAAAGGGAAGAAAGGCGGCAAGAACGAGGGCACCUCAGAGAAGGGUGCUGGUCGAGGCAAAGGAAAAAGAGACGACAAGCCGAAAGCCCAGAGCGAGGGAAAGAAGGGGAAAUGUUUCAACUGCGGGCAGCCGGGGCACUUUGCUCGAGAUUGCCCAGAACCACGGAAAGACAAGCCUUCGGGUGCAUCUGGCCAGCCUAAAGCAAAGGGGUUUUGCAACUUCCGCGUGACGUUUUUCCCGAAGAACAUGGUUUUCCUGAAGAGCAUGGUUUUCCCGAAGAACAUGGUUUUCCUGAAGAGCAUGGUUUUCCCGAAGGGCAUGGUUUUUCUGAAGAACAUGGUUGUCUCCAGCAUGGCGAAGAAGUUUUUCUUGAGCGGCAUGAUUGUCUUGAUGUUUUGCAUGGGCUUGAACGACACGAAGAACACGGGGAUGAUCAUGGUUGGUUUUGCGCUUUGCAUGGAUGAGUACCAGGUGCGCUGCUCUUUGGCGUCUGGUGAAGUGCUGAGCCUGAACCGUAGAGAGGAGAACCACGGGGACCACCAGAAGGCCUCCGAGGACAAGGACGAGAAGAACGUGCCCCAGAAGGCCUCGGAGAAGCAGGAAGCGGACAGCAGCGAGCCCCAGAAGGUUUCGGAUGUCUGCGACGUGAGCUCAGAGGAGCCAGCUGCGAAGGCCUGGAGCGUGGUGAGCGAGGGCGAGAUCCACGAUGUGGAGAUGGCCAGGCUGGAGGAUCUGAGAACACAGGUCGCAGCUGCGGCCGAGAUCGCGGAGUUUCGAAGCCUGGAAGGCGGACCCCAAGCCGAAGCCAGCUACGAAAGCCAUGCCAAAGGUCUUGAGACCCACAGUCAAGGCGAUGCCGAAGAAGAGACCACAAGUGAAGGCAAUGCCGGCAAAGACCUGGAAGGGCAGCGUGAAGCGAGGAAGCAAGCAGAAGAAGGAGCAAGCCACGAGCAGCUCGUCGACGGUGCACCUGGUGGCAAGGACGGAGCGCUCAACGAGAUGCCCUGCACCGCCACCGCCGGAGCCGAUCAGGGAAGAGCUGUGGAAUCCGCCUCCACCUCCGCCUGUUCCCAGCCGAAGGCCCGAGAACAGGUCUUGGCCCUCAGGGCUACCAAAGCCCCCGCCGGUGCCGUGAACAGAGACACGUUUUCACCUCAGAAACCAGGCAUUAAGGCUGCUUGGGAGGCCUUGUGCUCUACUGGAACCGAAAAGAGAAACGAGCGUUGCAUGGUUGAUCUUUGUGACUUGGUUGAAGUGCUUGCAAGCUUGGGAGAUGAGGGUGAAGAGACUGAGAGAGGGGAAGGAGAGAGUGAGCAUGAUGUUUGGUGGAUCUUGAAAGACCGUGAAGUUGUUGACUUUGACAAGAUCAGUCACGUGUUGCAAGGACAUCAGCCCUUCAGUUCCUCUUGUGACGUCUGUGUCAGGUCUCGAAGUUUGCCCAAAGGAGCUCGCGAGAGGCCACGGGACCAGGUCAUGAAGCAUGAGGUGCAGAUCGAUCAUUUUUUCAAGUUUCAGAAGCGUUUCAUUGUGUUGGUUCAUGCCCAGUCGUUUGCAGUUGGUUGUGUUGAUGGCGAAGCAUCUAGGGAUCAGAUCCUUGAGAACAUGGGAGCAUGGUUGAGGUACUUUGGCUUGAGUGGCGUUGAAGUUGGGACCGUGUUUCGUUGCGAUGCAGAACCUUACAUGCGUGCCUUGUUGGUUGAGUUGCUUGAGCGAUUCCAGAGUUUGCAUGGUCCGAUUGAGCAGUUCAGCCCAGGGCGUCAUGCGCCCGCGGCAGAGAGAGCGGUGAGGACCCUGCGUGAGCUUGGUGAUUCUAUCUUGGUUGAGUUGCAGGAUCACGGGGUGUCGCUUCGGAGUACGAGUCGUGCGUUUGCGUUGCUCUACAACCACUGUUGCCAUGUCCACAACCGAUACUCGCAGUUGGCUGGGUCUGAACUUUCUCCUUUGCAGCGUUUGAGAGGGAACAAGCACAAGCCCCAUCAGGUGUACGCGUUUGGUUCGACCGUUUGUGCGCAUGCGUCGGCAGUUGAAGACUUGAUUGUUGGUCGCUUUGCAUUUGGUUGCUACCUUGGACCCAUGAUGAGCAAGACAUCACACCUUGUAAAUGUGAGGUUGCCGGAUGGAGCCUUAAAGCUGGUGCAAGCCAGUUCCAUCAAAGUUGUUGUGCCUCUGAGGUAUGACGUUGAGUUGCUUGGAACGUUUGGUCGAAAGGUUGUUGGCGGCGUGCACCCUGCGCCGCAGCCACUUGGAGACCCUGAGGACCCCAACUUGAGGACCGUUCCGUUGUCGCUCGUGCCCGGUGGGAAUCCGCCAGCCGAGUUCUUUGCAGAGCAUGGAGCCACACGAAGGUGUACAGCAUGCCAGAGGGGUUCUACACACGCCGUGAAUCACAGUAGGACCUGCAGACGUAGGUAUCAAGCUUGGUUGAAAGGUGAGAUGCAGCCCAAUGAGCCUCCAAGACCGCUUGAGUCCCCUCAGGGAGUAGGUGACGUGCAGCAUGACGGUGGAAUGCCAGAAGUUGAGCUUGACGUUCCCGAUGACCUUGAGAGAAUCGAGGCCGACGUCCCGAGAGAUGAGGACUAUGAGCCUAGAGGGGGUGUUGGUUGCGAUAGUGAAGAACCCUUUCAGCCCGAGCUUGAACGUGAAGCCUUGCCAGCUUGGUUGCCAGAAUCUCCAGGACCGUCUGAGGACCCUAGAUCCGAUCCAGGAGUCGAGGACGUAGAGAUGAUGGAUAGGUUCGUUGAGACGCCUGAACCUCAGAAGCUGUCAUUCGCAUCCGAGGACGCAAUCACAUCAGUCGUUGCCAGUGUGUUUUUCAGAACGAGUGUCUACAACGCAGUAGAGGACGAAAGCUGGAUCGAUCUGGAGAUUCGAGGCAGAAAGGUGUGCUUGCAGCGGCCCAAGUUUGUUAAGGACGACACGACCGGAAAGCCGUUGGAUCCACAGCUCACCGCUGAGGGGAUGACGAAAGAAGUGAAAGCCCUUGAUGCCUUGAAUGUAGGUGAUCUAGUGACAAAGCAGGAGGCGGACGAGUACGCUAAGGAGCACAACAUCCGCAUCCUCACCACGCGUUGGGUGUCUGUUGACAAGAAGGAAGGUGAAACAAAGCAGAAAAUUGUCAGGUCGAGGGUCGUAGUUCGCGACUAUGCCUCAGGCAAUCCAACUGCGCAGGAGCUGGGGAUCAGCUCGCCGACCUCUUCCAACGAGGCCUUCAGGACCUUCCUAGUGUUCAUUGCAUCCAGCGGAAGCGAUAUUAUCCUUGCGGACGUUAGUACGGCCUUUUUGUUCGCUAAGUUGGUCGAAGAGUUGGGGCUGUUUGCGUGUGAGACCGAAAAGACCGUCUUUGCUGGAUGGUUUUUGUUUGAUGGAACACAUUACUACAUGGUCCUCCUUGCGUAUGUUGAUGAUCUCAUGGUUGGUUGUCGUUUCCUGCCAGCAGCUAAGCACUUUGUUGAAUGUCUAGCCAAGCAGGUCAAGAUUAAAGUCACUGGAAUCCUGUCCAGAGACAAGAAAGUUGAAUUCCUUGGCAGGACCAUCCGGAGAGACAGUGAGACGGAUGGAAUCCUUGUUGGCCUCCCUGUGGGGUAUUUCCACUCGACAUAUGAAGCCUAUGGCAUCCGGAAGCCGAGUCUGGUUCCCCCGGACUUGAGGAAGAUCCUGGAUGAUGGAAUGGAGUCCCAACAACAGCCUUUGAGUGCAGAAGCUAGUGCGAAGUAUAGGAGCGCAGUCGGCAAGGUCGCCUGGGGCGCCCAGACACGGAUUGACUUGACGUACUUCAUCAGUGUGUUGAGCAGGGGCCAGUCGCAGCCCCUAGCUGUCCAUGAGAUGUGCCUGCGAGCGUUCUUGAGGUACUUGAUGUCGGUUGAGCACCAUGAGCAGCUUCUCAGUUGUGAUGGAGAUGCUGGGACCAUCGUUGUGUACGUUGAUAGCAACUGGGCGUCUGAGAGAAAUAACUCUCGGCGGUCGUUGUCUGGAGGCGUGUUGUUUCUCGACGGGGCCCCGGUGAAGGCUUACACCAGGCAGCAGACUUCAAUUGCGCUGUCCAGCGCGGAAGCGGAGUUAACCGCUAUCUGCGAGGGAAUGAAAGAGGCCUUGGGAUUGUGCGUCAUGGUGAGACACGUCUUUGGGAAAGAUGUUGAAACGCCGGUUGUUCGCUCGGACUCACAGGCAGCCAUUAACAUCAGUUCUAUGUUCGGACUCCUCAGGAGAGUCAGGCACAUAGACAUCAGGUUGUGCUGGGUACAAGAAGCGCUGCGUGAGGGCCGCGCUAAGCUUGAGUGGGUGUCUGGCUUGGAGAAUGUCUCAGACAUUUUUACAAAGAGUACGAUCCAAAAGGUCAGUUACGAGAGACACCUGAACAUGUUGGGAAUCGUUGAGCGACUUCCGCCAGCCACCAUGGGUUUGUUGGCGUUGGAGGACUGGGAUUGCGCCCAGUUGUGCCGCAUGCUCGGGAAGAGCCCUGAUCUUCCAGUUCUCUUGGAGCUGGAACAGAACUUGAGUGCGGUGAGUGCGGAAGCUCAUUGGUUGAUUGUCGAGUUUUGUACGAGUGAAAACUCGAAUCUUGGCAUUGCAGCGCUUGAGCUUGGAAGCGUGAAGUUGGUUAGAAUCACGGAGCGUGAGAACGGAGUGUUGGAUGAGACGAUUGCCAUUGUGAGAACACACGUUGAGCGCUUGUGUCGGUUGGGCGUAAACGUGCUGAUUUGGUCAUCCACACCGUGCACUGGUGGAUGUCUUUGGCAGUUUACACAUUUGGAGCGGCCUGGGCAUGGAGAUUACUUGAAGAAAGUUUGGGGCGUCCAGAGAAAGUUGUGGAAGAACUUUGAGGUUAUCUGCAAGCCGGUUGAAGACAUGCCUGUGGGAUGUUUGAAUCCGUUCGUUGCGAUCGAGUGGCCGAAGACCUGUCAGUACUGGCAUUGGAGGACCACCAAGAAGUUUGGAUUCGACCACCACAGGACUCUCAUGACCUCCAUAGUGCAUGGUUGUGCAGUAGAGAUGAGAGGACGAGACAACUUGCUUGUGAAGAAGCAGUGGAGAGUUGAUACAGACCUUAAGGUUCUCUGCGAGACCCUCCAGACAUUUGCAUGCACAAAGGACCAUCCCCACAGUGCCGAUUUCGACCUUAAGAGCACUCAACACUAUCCGCUUGACUUGUGCAGACGAUUGGUUGCGUGCUUGCCAUGA
Molecule: messenger RNA, 6156 nt
Organism: Symbiodinium natans
Lineage: Eukaryota; Dinophyceae; Suessiales; Symbiodiniaceae
Source: the annotation of a GenBank genome assembly